GUGUCCCCGCCGCGCAGGCGCGCUGCGGCGGCGGCGCGGCCAUGGCGCACGGGCCCGGCCGGUGCCGCUGCUGCGGGGCGGAGGCGGCGGAGCGCGGCGCGGCCUGGGGGCUCUACCUGCGCAUCGACCGGCAGCGCCUGCAGUGCCUCAACGAGCGCCGCGAGGGCUCCGGCGCCACCGUGUUCCGCCCCUGGGAGGAGCGCGGGGACCGCUCGCAGUUCGUGGAAAGCGACGAUGAUGAGGAGCUGCUCUUCAACAUCCCGUUCACGGGCAGCGUGAGGCUGAAAGGAGUGCUGGUGAUGGGCGAGGACGACGGCUCGCACCCGGCUGAGCUGCGGCUGUUCAGGAACAUUCCUCACAUGUCCUUCGACGACGCGGCCAAGGAGGCGGAGCAGAGCUUCAGCCUGAGCCGGGAUCCCCGGGGGGAGCUGGAGUACCCCACCAAAGUCGCGCGCUUCUCCAACCUUCACCACCUCUCCAUGCACUUCCCCAAGAACUUCGGGGCCGACACCACCAAGAUCUGCUACAUCGGCCUGCGGGGGGACUGGGCGGAGGCCCACCGCCACCAGGUCACCGUCUGCACCUACGAGGCCUCGGCGAACCCGGCGGACCACAGGCGGGAGCAGGUCACGCCGCAGACUCACUUCAUCUCCUGACGGGGGCCCGCCGGCACCGGGGCCGCUCCGGGGGCUGCCCCGGGCCGCGCUGCCGGCCGUGCCUGACAAUAAACACGCUGCGGUGCAGA
Molecule: messenger RNA, 745 nt
Organism: Passer domesticus (house sparrow)
Lineage: Eukaryota; Metazoa; Chordata; Aves; Passeriformes; Passeridae
Gene: PITHD1
Product: PITH domain containing 1
Exons: 6
Coding region: 42-656 (204 amino acids)
Cellular component (GO): nucleus
Source: RefSeq, a predicted model, not a curated record